Messenger RNA from Zygotorulaspora mrakii, 1410 nucleotides. It is a transcript of the gene RPT1, whose product is annotated as proteasome regulatory particle base subunit RPT1. The record is from RefSeq and is a predicted model, not a curated record. Gene Ontology annotation, cellular component: proteasome regulatory particle, base subcomplex. Bases 1 to 1410 code for a protein of 469 amino acids. Gene Ontology annotation, molecular function: ATP hydrolysis activity; proteasome-activating activity; ATP binding. NCBI's taxonomy places the organism in Eukaryota, Fungi, Ascomycota, Saccharomycetes, Saccharomycetales, Saccharomycetaceae. The transcript has a single exon. Gene Ontology annotation, biological process: proteasome-mediated ubiquitin-dependent protein catabolic process.
AUGCCACCAAAAGAUGAUUGGGAAAAGUAUAAGGCGCCUGUAGAAAGUGGUGAGGAAAAGAAAGAUACAGAAGACAAAAGUGUGCCUCUUACAGAGGGAGAUAUACAAGUGUUGAAAACAUAUGGUGCUGCACCAUACGCUGGCAAGUUGAAAGAAACUGAAAAAGAUCUGAAAGAGAUUGAAGCAAGAAUCAAAGAGAAAGCAGGUGUUAAAGAGAGCGAUACAGGAUUGGCACCUUCACACUUGUGGGACAUAAUGGGAGAUAGACAAAGAUUAAGCGAAGAGCAUCCAUUACAAGUAGCUCGCUGUACAAAGAUUAUAAGAUCUAAUGGUAAUGGGGUCGAAAGUAGCGAAGCCGCGCCUUUAGGCGGUAGUUCCUCGGGAGAUAACGCUCAGGCAGGAAAUAAUGAGGAUGUUGAUGAGGAUGAAGAUGCAAAAUAUGUCAUUAACCUGAAACAAAUUGCUAAAUUUGUUGUUGGUCUUGGAGAGCGAGUUUCUCCAACUGAUAUAGAGGAAGGCAUGCGAGUUGGUGUUGAUAGAUCCAAGUACCAUAUUGAGUUACCUUUACCGCCCAGGAUUGAUCCCUCAGUAACAAUGAUGACCGUCGAAGAAAAACCAGAUGUCACAUAUAGUGAUGUUGGUGGUUGUAAAGAACAAAUCGAAAAAUUGAGAGAAGUUGUGGAAUUACCACUGCUUUCUCCGGAGAGAUUUGCUGCUUUAGGAAUUGAUCCACCAAAGGGUAUUCUUUUAUAUGGGCCACCAGGUACCGGUAAAACUCUAUGUGCAAGAGCUGUAGCAAACAGAACAGAUGCAACUUUUAUCAGAGUUAUUGGGUCAGAGCUAGUGCAAAAAUAUGUUGGUGAGGGUGCUCGUAUGGUCAGAGAAUUAUUUGAAAUGGCAAGAACAAAGAAGGCAUGCAUCGUCUUUUUUGAUGAAAUUGACGCAAUUGGUGGUGCUCGUUUUGAUGAUGGAGCUGGUGGGGACAAUGAGGUCCAAAGAACUAUGUUAGAACUUAUAACACAACUGGAUGGAUUCGAUCCUCGUGGUAAUAUCAAAGUCAUGUUUGCUACAAAUAGGCCAAAUACAUUAGAUCCUGCAUUAUUAAGGCCUGGUAGAAUUGAUCGUAAAGUCGAAUUUUCAUUGCCAGACUUAGAAGGUCGUGCAAACAUUUUCCGUAUUCACUCAAAAUCAAUGAGCGUAGAACGUGGCAUAAGAUGGGAACUUAUAUCAAGACUUUGUCCAAAUUCAACGGGUGCUGAAUUAAGGUCAGUUUGUACAGAAGCAGGUAUGUUUGCCAUAAGAGCGAGAAGAAAAGUCGCUACAGAAAAAGACUUUUUGAAAGCUGUUGAAAAAGUCAUCAACGGCUAUAAGAAAUUCAGCUCGACUUCUCGUUAUAUGCAAUAUAAUUAA